UCCUCCUCCUCCUCCUCCUCCUCCUCCUCUUCCUCCUCCUCUUCCACCACCACCACCCACCCCUGCUCCUUAGCGUUUCAAAUUCGUCACUCCAACGCUCCUUCAUCAGCUUCAGUACUAGUAAGACGUGAGAUGGCCUUGCGCUUCAAGCGAACAUCGUCUGCUGUCUUGCCCAUAUACUCCAGAGCUUCAUGGCUGGCAUCAGGCCUUUUGCUCGCCUUCUUCCUUCUCGUCCAUACAUUUCAAUUAACGAAUGCGCAGCUGGAACCAGCCCCUGUGUUUCCACCGCCUCAGACCCGCCCUCUUCCCAAAGUCCAUCUCAGCGAGCAGGAACGCGUCCUCCUCCGCGACGAAUCGCGGGAGAUGUUUUAUCACGCCUUCAACAGCUAUAUGGCGCACGCCUACCCUUUCGAUGAGCUGAUGCCGCUCUCCUGCAAAGGUCGGGAUUGGAGAAAGCGAGAUCGCGGCACACUGGACGAUCCGCUAGGGGGGUAUGCGCUGACCCUGGUGGACUCCUUGGACAUGCUGGCCGUGAUAGGCGACUAUCUCGAUUUCUACCAGGCGGUCCAGGAAGUCAUCCGCACCCUCCGCUUCGACCGGAACGUCACCGUCAGUGUCUUCGAAGCGACCAUCCGGGUCCUCGGAGGCCUCCUCUCCGCCCACUCCAUCUUGCUCUCGGAGGAGAUGGCGCCCGUGUUUCGCAAUGCGACCCCGCCUUACCAAGGGGAACUCUUGCGCCUCGCCUACGACCUGGGCCAACGCCUUCUUCCUGCUUUUGAGACGCAGACGGGCAUUCCCAUCCACCGAGUCAACCUGGAGCACGGGGUGCCUCGGGGGGAAACGAGGGAGACUUGUACCGCUGCAGCCGGCACCCUCCUACUGGAAUUCGGCCUCCUCUCCCGCCUGACUGGCGACCACAGGUAA
This is a messenger RNA of Nannochloropsis gaditana CCMP526, 924 nucleotides long. RefSeq names its product ER degradation enhancer, mannosidase alpha-like 1 (gene EDEM1). The transcript has 5 exons. Gene Ontology annotation, cellular component: endoplasmic reticulum; membrane. Gene Ontology annotation, molecular function: calcium ion binding; mannosyl-oligosaccharide 1,2-alpha-mannosidase activity. The annotation marks the transcript as partial. Gene Ontology annotation, biological process: carbohydrate metabolic process; endoplasmic reticulum mannose trimming; mannose trimming involved in glycoprotein ERAD pathway. The record is from RefSeq and is a predicted model, not a curated record.